GAAUGGAACUACAUUUCCCAUGUAUCUGGGAAAUCUGUCAAACACGAAAGGUCACACAUGCGAUGCAGUGAGAGUUGUGCAAAUACGAUCGUAUUUCUCCAAAUUAUUCGUUUUAGAUCAGUCAACCUUCAACUACUCUUCGUCAGUCGUUUCUUAUAGCAACAGUAGUGUGUCCUGCAUUUUGAAAAGCGAUAUUAUCCGGCAUUCAUAAUUCCUGUUAGCUAACGUUGUUAGUUCAGCUAGCCAAGUCAACUGUAGUUUUGAACCCCACUUCAAUUGGGGAAACUUGUUUGUUAAAACAUCUCUGUCACUGACACGAUGCUGAGGAAUCUUGUGAGAUUUCACAAUUGUCUGGGGCAUGCUUUCUCUCCCCCCACUGUCUGCCCAAGAGGUCAAAUGUUUAAGCUGCUCUCUGUGAAAUCCUACUCAAUUAUCACAGAAAGAAAGAAAUUCUAUGAGGAUGUUAGCAUAUCCCAUGGAGAGGGUGGCAUGUUUGAGAUCAACCUGGACCGGCGGAAACUGAAAACACCAGGAGGAAAGCUGUUUACAGCCCCCAACGAAGCCUUAGCCAUUGCCGUGGCGAAUGAAUGGGAUACUCAGAAAGACAUGCUCAAGUUCUACAGCAUGCAUAUGACCACUCUCUGCAACACGGCCCUAGAUAACCCUACGUUCCGCAGCAAGGACCAAAUGAUCACUGCUGCCCUCAAGUAUCUGGAGACUGACACUAUCUGUUACAGAGUUGAGGAGCCUCCAUCACUAGUCGAGCUUCAGAAUAAUGAAUGGGACCCUGUGUUGAACUGGAUUGAAGACCGGUACAACGUAGUCAUUGGCUCCUCCACCAGUAUACUGGGGCCAGAGAUCCCACAGGCGACGAUGGAUACUUUCCGCCAGCACCUGGGUUCCUAUAACUUCUGGUCCCUGACAGGUCUGGAGUAUGUGAUCACCCAGCUGAAGUCAGUGGUGCUUGCCUUUGCUUUAAUAGACAAGCACAUAACAGUGGAGCAGGCCGUGCUGCUGUCACGACUAGAGGAGGAGUUCCAGAUCGGGCAUUGGGGAAAUGUAGAGUGGGCUCAUGAUGUUGACCUGUAUGAGCUGAGGUCACGUACAGCAGCAGGGGCUCUGUUUGUACAUUUCUCUUCUGAAAGUUCAACGGUCAAACGCAAACUCAUGCAAGACUAAGGAGGACAUUCAGUGCUUCCCUGAGUCAACACAAACUCAGACAGGACUCUUAAGAGCAAAGGCAACAGAGGCAGUGUACUGGCCUCUGACUGGGAAGAAAUCCCAACUCCUUCGGACUUGUGUUUAUCUCUGGUUGUUGUCCUUUGCGGAAUAAAAACACAUAAUAUUCUAUGUCAAUCAAUUAAAUGUAUUUAUGAAGCCCUUUUA
This is a messenger RNA of Oncorhynchus tshawytscha (Chinook salmon), 1386 nucleotides long. RefSeq names its product ATP synthase mitochondrial F1 complex assembly factor 2 (gene atpaf2). Gene Ontology annotation, biological process: mitochondrial proton-transporting ATP synthase complex assembly. The coding region runs from base 319 to 1179 and encodes 286 amino acids. The record is from RefSeq and is a predicted model, not a curated record. The transcript is spliced from 8 exons. Gene Ontology annotation, cellular component: mitochondrion. Lineage: Eukaryota; Metazoa; Chordata; Actinopteri; Salmoniformes; Salmonidae.